AUGAACAAGGAUUACAUCAAUAAAAAUAUUACGAACUCCACAUUUAACUCUCGAAAAUCAAGAAGAGUAUUUAUUGUGGAUAAUACAUCCUGCCAUGAAGUGGAAACCAAUCAGAUAAUUAAAAAUAAAGAAUAUGGAUUAUCGCUUAGAUGCAGUGCUCAAGAAGAUCUCCAAGGAAACAAUGCACACAACUGUAACAAAGGAAAUACAUCACAAGAAUAUCAGUUUAAAAAGAAUGGCUCUAAUUCAAGUUUCGCAGUGGACGUUGGAGAUUAUGGAAGUAAUCUUACUGAAAAAAAUCUUACGUUCAAAGCUGUCGUAGCGAUGUUUUUUAAAAGAUCAUCUAUUUAUGCUUUAAAUCAAAUUGCCAAUUCUAAAUCAACAGGGCGUAAAUUAUUAUGGGGUAUUAUUAUGAUUGGAGGACUCUUUGGCUGCAGUUCACAAAUAUUACGCUACUUAGCAGCUUAUGCCAAAUAUCCCGUAGUUGUUAAUAUUAAUUCAAUAAGUGAAUUUAGUUUAACCUUCCCUGCAAUUACUAUCUGUAAUUUUAAUGCGAUACGAAAACCUUUUGUAUCUUGUUUCAUUGAACAACUUAGUUAUGAACUAUGCAAUGAAACCAUGUCUUCGAAUAAAUCAGAAGUUGAAUUCAUGUCUCGUAUCAAGCAACCUAGUUGUAUUGAAAAUAUUAAUAAGAAAUUAAGUCCAGUAAUUUUAAAAAGGGUGCAGUUUCUUACUAUAUAUUCAAAAUUGAAUGCAGCAACCCGACAUCAUUAUGGACAUCAAAAGCCAGCAUUUAUCAGGUCAUGUUCCUUCAGAGGAGAAGUCUGCUCACAUGCUAAUUUCACUUUAUAUCAAGACUCUAUAUAUGGAAAUUGUUACACAUUUAACAAAGCCAAUGAAAGCAAACCUCCGUUGAAGACUUCUGAUAUAGGGCCAGACUAUGGACUGAAUUUAGAAUUGAAUUUAGAAAUCAGUGAAUAUAUUUGGAUGACGGAAAGAGUGGGGGCGCGAAUUGUUAUUCACGAUCCAUUCAACGAACCAGAUCCACAUGAAGAUGGAUUAAACGUAAGCCCUGGAUUCGAAACGUCAGUAGCUAUCUCUAAAGUCUCUUUCCGGAGACUGCCGCAUCCAUAUAAAGACCAGUGCAUCCAUUAUCAGCCAGGAAAUAAUCAACGGAAGUGUGAGAUAGAUUGCGUUAAGAAAAUAACUUAUUCCACUUGUUCAUGUGCUAUACCAUUCUAUGAUAAUGCAGACAAUAUCCGAUACUGUGAUUUUGAUAAUGAUACAGAAGUUUGCUGUAUGUACAUUAAGAAAACUAAAGCUGAAUAUGACUGUCAGUGUUCGUUAGCUUGUGAAAAUUCGCAUUAUGAGAUGCAGAUCUCGAGUGCUGUGUGGCCUUUAGACGUUUAUAGGAAUGUAAGAUAUAAGGAAAACAAAACAGGAUCGGCAAAUGGAUUACUACAAGAGUCAGUAUCAGAGGAAAAGCUUCGAAAAACUAGGCUUAAAGUGAAUAUUUAUUACGACACUUUAGAGCACUUAAUAUAUCAGCAGAAACCGAUGUUUGAAGAUUCUGAAGUGUUAAGUCAAAUAGGAGGGCCAAUUGUUUGA
Messenger RNA from Stegodyphus dumicola, 1608 nucleotides. RefSeq names its product acid-sensing ion channel 2-like. Gene Ontology annotation, cellular component: plasma membrane. Gene Ontology annotation, molecular function: ligand-gated sodium channel activity. Gene Ontology annotation, biological process: sodium ion transmembrane transport. The record is from RefSeq and is a predicted model, not a curated record. NCBI's taxonomy places the organism in Eukaryota, Metazoa, Arthropoda, Arachnida, Araneae, Eresidae.